AUGAAUCCCAAUCGAGAGGAGCGGCUGCAAAUGCGGCAACGCGGAGCAGCAUCACGAAAGACGAAAGAAGUCGAUUUCGGAUUCUCCUUUGGAUUAGCCCCCGCGAUUCCUGAAGCGCCGCCGCAACAGCCCACGACUGCUCCGGCACCGGCACCAGAACCGGCACCGCAACCACAAACACAACCUGCGCCUCAACCCCCGCUGUCAUCGCCAAAGACAAGUCUACCAGGAUCGCAAGGCAGCCAGCGGACACCGAGCAGCGUGCGAAAUGCACGACCGCAGAGACCGUCGACGUUUGAUAUCCCGCCGGAUGAUGAUGAGAUUGAGCUUCCUCGGAGCGCUAAGCGGCGGAAAAUUGAGACGCCUACGAAGAUAGGGCGAUUAGGUGCGAAGAGUCGACAGCCCCGACCCCAACCGACUGAGUCGCGACGAAACGGUGAUCCUAUGGUUGCUGUGGUGGAGAAGCCGAACGGUAUGCCGGGUAGCGUACCUGCUCACGACAAGAAGGAACUGGCAAAUGAGGCUCCCGUUUCUGCUCCGACAGAUGUACCACAAGUACAACCGGAGGUGAAUGGUGCAGACAAGGCACAGACUACCGAAGCGGCACCAUCACAGGAAGCAUCACAAAUACAAGAACCGCAAAAAAUUCAGCAGCCGCAAGAACCUCAGCCACAAGAGCAGCCAGCGCCGGAAGCACCUCAAGCACAACCCGUCGAGGCACCAGUCGCGGCAUCACAAGAGCAAGAACCCGCGCAAGAACCACAUGUGCCGCAAGAACCGCCACAAGAGCGACCACAACGGACAUCACCACCUCGAGACGCAAAAGAGAAACGAAGAAAGCGGGACUCUCAAGAACAACCAGACGGUGUCGCAGAAGCAGCCCCCGAGACAAGACCAACACAACCUCAGGGCGAAACACCACCACAACGUACAAUAUCCCCCGGUCAAGAUGCAAAAGGCAAACGAAAGCGUCGAGAGUCCCCGCAAGAGAAAGCUCCAGCGGAACCAAAACCAGGUGCAGACGCGCAACGAGCAACAUCGCCACGCCAGGCGGAAGGAAAACGGGGACGACGCGAAUCAGAGGAGCAGGCCGUCACAGAUGUAUAUACAAAAGAACCCGCUCAACCAUCGGAAUCAGCAGAAGCACAACGACCAUCGCCACAUCAAGCGAACACAAAACGACGGCGUCUGGUAUCUCAAGAGAAGGCUCCGGAAGAUACUACGGCAGCUGCUACAAUAGAGGUACAAGGACCGGGACCCGAUACUCAGGAUGCACCUUCGAAAACGCAAAAGCGAAGAGGGCGGCCACCGGCAUCUGCUCGAGAACCUCAAGAGCAACCGGAGGAUGUCGCAGAAGCAAUUACAGAAAAGACCCAGCCUACUCGUCCAACAGAACCUGAACCCGAACCCGAACCAGACACUCCGAAUGCAGAAUCGAAGCCCGCGAAACGACGAGGUCGACCGCCGGCUGCUCAGUCUUCUGACAAACCUGGGAGGGAUUCGGAUCGUCGUGAAUCUCCAGAGGAAAAGCCCCGAGAGGAUACUACGGCAGAAGCAGCCACUGAAGAGGUGCAAGCACCGGAACCAGACACUCAAGACGCUGCACCAAAGAAACGACGAGGUCGGCCACCUGCAUCUGCUCGUGAACCUCAAGAGCAACCAGCAGAACCCGAACCGGAUACCCAGGAUACAGCACCGAAGAAGCGACGGGGCCGACCAUCCGCUGUCCAACCGCCUUCUGACGAGGGUAAAGAACCUGAGAGGGAGGUCUUUGACGAAGCGGCACCAGAAGCCCGCGGACGACGGGGGAGAAACAGACGUGAAUCGAAAGAUAUGGAAGAGCCUGGCGAGGAGAUUGAGGAACCUCAACCAGAUGAUACAGAAACCCGCCCAACACCAAAGCUUGGAAAAAGAGGUCGUCCAGCUAAGAGGACUGUUCAAGUUGAGCAGGAGUCUGAAGAACCUGAGCAGCCUGAGCAGGAACCUGAGCAGGAACCUGAACAAGCUGAACCUUCUAGGCCAGAUGACACACAAACUACGGAGCAGACAGAACGACCUACACGAAAGAAACGCACUCCCCGCGGCGAAACCGUCCCAGUAACAGUCCACCGCCUCGCUAACAUCACCACCCUCGGCCGCGCCCCUAUCUACGACUCCUCCGAAAGCGAAUCAGACUCCUCCGCCGACGAACUCACCCAACGAACCAAACACCCCACCCGCGGCGGCGUCAACCAAGCCGACGUCCUCAACCAAAUCUGCCGCGAAACGCUCGAAAAGACCCUCACAACACUACGAACCGGCAUCACGAACGAAACCAACCCGCAACGCAAAGCAGAAUGGACGCGCAAGAAAAAAGCCGUGGAAGCGUUCGGAUCAGAGCUGGAAGGCCGACUGCUCGAAAUGAGCGAGAUCCUCGAUAGCAACUUCGUCCUGGGCGUGCAGCUGCGUCGCGCUAAGCGCGAGAUGAUGGAGAUGCGGAGUCGGCUGUACCAUGUGCGGCGGGAGCGCGAGGGUAUCGCCGUACGGACGGAUAGUGUUCGACGGCGGCAUGCGGAGGAGGAGAGUGGGCGGAUGGCCCGGACAAACAUCAACAACAGCUUGCACGGCCUCGAGCUUGCCGUAGAGCGUCAGCGCCCGGGUGAAGAAGACGAAGCGCCGACCAGUGGACUGGAAUAUCUGGUGCGAGCGGUGGGGGAGGAGGUCAGCUCGCGUGGUGACGGGGGAUUACUGAACCGGAUCAAAGCGUUUAACGCGGAGUUGGAGAGGGCGGCGCGAUGGUUGGAGUCGUGA
Aspergillus chevalieri is the source of this 2790-nucleotide messenger RNA. RefSeq lists its product as uncharacterized. Gene Ontology annotation, molecular function: DNA binding. The record is from RefSeq and is a predicted model, not a curated record. Bases 1 to 2790 code for a protein of 929 amino acids. The transcript is spliced from 5 exons. Lineage: Eukaryota; Fungi; Ascomycota; Eurotiomycetes; Eurotiales; Aspergillaceae.